This is a messenger RNA of Oppia nitens, 1271 nucleotides long. Its product is annotated as CUB and sushi domain-containing protein 2-like. The transcript has 5 exons. Lineage: Eukaryota; Metazoa; Arthropoda; Arachnida; Sarcoptiformes; Oppiidae. The record is from RefSeq and is a predicted model, not a curated record. The coding region runs from base 75 to 1271 and encodes 398 amino acids.
UGUUUCGCAAACUUUUAAUUGCAAACAGUGUCAUAACUUUUAGUUUAUUAUUAUUAUUAUUAUUAAAACCAUUGAUGAUCUAUGCUAUUAGUGAUUCACAAAAAUGUACAUACAAUCUAACCGAUGACCAUGGUACUAUAUUGAGUCCAAAUUAUCCGCAAAAAUAUCCGUCCCAUACACUAUGCCAAUGGUACAUAACUGUCCCCCGUGGACAGUACGCUCUGGUCAAGUUUCGUACGUUCAAUACGGAAGCCCUGCACGACUACCUAACUGUAUACGAUGGCCACUGGCCCCGACCCGAUCGAUUGUUGGCCAACUAUAGCGGUCUGGGCGAAGAUUAUGAUUUUAUUGAUGGUCCACCGCGUAAUAAUUUAUUAAAAAUAAAUUCAAUAAUCGGUACUGGCAACAAACUAUUAGUUAAAUUUCAAUCGGAUUAUGUAUUAGAUAGUUAUGGAUUCAAUAUAACCUAUGAAACAAUUAACCAAGGAUGUGGAUUAACAAUGGAUGAGAUUAGUGGUGUAUUACAUACUCCUGGUUAUCCCGAUCACUAUCCGUUUGCAUUGAAAUGUAAUUGGAAUAUUACGGUUCAGCCGGGUAAAUGUAUCAUGAUCGAAUUUACCGAUUUCGAUACGGAAAUCAACUAUGAUCAUUUGGUUAUACACGACGGUUUCGAUUGGAACAGUAGCUAUAUUACCUAUACGGGUAAUAAAGUACCGCCCACUGUAAUAUUUGUGACCAAUCAUAUACAGCUAAAAUUUUCAAGCGAUCACAAUAAACCGGGUCGUGGAUUUCGAUUGACUUAUCAGGCUAUUGAUCUAAGUACUAUGUUCGAAAAUGAAAUAUCUGAGGCAUUACAAUACAAUGACAAUACAAUCGAUAAUAAUAAUAAUACUAGAGUUAAAUUGGAUCCGUUUGUCUGGAUCAGUUUGACAUUGAAUGGCCUAUUGAUAAUUAUAAUUAUCGUAUUGGUGCACAGAUCACGUGCCAGAUACAAUAGUCUAGCUAAUAAUAUAUUGAAAUCGCAUAUGACUAAUAUUAAUAAAUAUGAAUGUAUGGUAAACGAUGAUGAUGAUGAUGUCGAUAAUGGCAAUGCUAGCAAUGCUAAUAAUGCUAAUAAUAGAGAUUCUAUGACUGUCAAUACAAUCAACUAUAGUAGCAAUAAUAAUAAUAAUAAUAAUAUUAAUAAUUUUAAUGAUGAUAUCAAUGGUGAUGAUAAUAAUCAUUAUCAUAAUCAGUACAAUAAUGAUACUAAUGUUUUACUACAUAUUUAG